Molecule: messenger RNA, 479 nt
Organism: Rhagoletis pomonella (apple maggot)
Lineage: Eukaryota; Metazoa; Arthropoda; Insecta; Diptera; Tephritidae
Exons: 2
Coding region: 21-479 (152 amino acids)
Source: RefSeq, a predicted model, not a curated record
AUAUAUGAACAUUUCAGAAUAUGGAGUACCAAGAUAAAAUUGAAUUAAUGGAAGAUAUUUUUAAGUGCAUCGAGGAAGCCGUCGAGAUUGAUUCGGAUGAUAGCGAAAGGGAGGACAUAUGUAAAGGACUAAUCGAUAUGUGUGAAAAAGUGGCAAAGAUGCCUAUAAGGAAAAAAAAUCGUGAAUGGACAAAGGUGUGGAGGGAACCGAAGUCGGAAAAAGGAUCAUUCGCAUUCUUAACAAAAGAGCUGUUGAUAUCGGACAAAGCUAGCUAUAAAAAUUAUUUGCGAAUGACUGAGACCCAAUUUAAUUUCCUGCUUUCAUUCAUUAAGGAAGAUUUAAGAAAGCAAGAUACCAUAAUGCGGUCCGCUAUUUCUUCAGCUGAAAAACUGUCUUUGACACUGCGGUUUCUUGCUACAGGUAAACUUCAAUACAAACUUAUAUAUGCAAUGAAAUAUGUAAAAAAUUUGUAUCAUUAA